Molecule: messenger RNA, 1626 nt
Organism: Chaetomium strumarium
Lineage: Eukaryota; Fungi; Ascomycota; Sordariomycetes; Sordariales; Chaetomiaceae
Product: guanine nucleotide-binding protein alpha-2 subunit
Exons: 5
Coding region: 277-1344 (355 amino acids)
Biological process (GO): G protein-coupled receptor signaling pathway
Cellular component (GO): heterotrimeric G-protein complex
Molecular function (GO): G-protein beta/gamma-subunit complex binding; GTPase activity; G protein-coupled receptor binding
Source: RefSeq, a predicted model, not a curated record
AGCUUUCCAUUGACUUGCGUUUGCAUCUGCAUCGAUCGCGCGGUGACUGGGUUUCACACAGCUCGGAGAAGCUCUUCGGCAGCUCCCGUAUCGGCGUGUUUCAAAUCGCUCCGUCUCUACCUCUUAGCACCCGCACCUGCCCCGCCGGCAUCAUCCCACUAACCACUACUCGCGAACUUGGACGGACGCCGGUGGACUUUCCACUGAAUCUGACGUUCGGGAUUGGAUUUGGGAUUUUGACUACGAGGUGAACGUUUUCCGAAGAACGACAUCACGAUGUGUUUCGGGAGUCGCGGCAAGAACGAUGAGGAGGGCGCUGCCCGGUCUCGGGAGUUGGAUAAGAUUAUUCGCGCGGACGAGAAGAAAAUGUCCAAGGAAGUGAAGCUGCUACUUCUAGGAGCCGGAGAAUCCGGGAAGUCGACAGUGCUCAAGCAGAUGAAGCUCAUCUAUGCGCAAGGGUUCAGCAAAUCCGAAAAGAUGGAGUGGAAACCUGUUGUGUUCACAAACAUAAUCCAGUCCUUCCGGCUCAUCUUCGAUGCGAUGAACGACAUGAAUCUCAAGUUCGAGAACGCGGACAAUGAGAAAAACAUGGCCCAAAUCAUGGUCGACUACGAGAUGACGGCGCACGAGCCGAUGCCCGAGGAGUACUUGGAGCCCAUAAAACAACUGUGGAUCGACGCGGGUGUCAGGAAGGCUAUGGAGAAGGGGAAUGAGUAUGCCCUACACGACAACUUGGAUUACUUCUGCGAUGACUUGGAGCGGAUUUGGGAUAAGGACUACGUGCCCACAGACCAGGAUCUCCUGCGGUCAAGACUAAGGACAACCGGCAUCACCGAAACCAUCUUCGAGCUGGGCCAGCUCACUUACCGGAUGUUCGACGUGGGUGGUCAGCGGUCGGAGCGAAAGAAGUGGAUCCACUGCUUCGAGAACGUCAACUGUUUAUUGUUCCUGGUGGCCAUCUCCGGGUACGACCAAUGCUUGGUAGAGGACAAGGACGGCAACCAAAUGAACGAAGCGCUGAUGCUGUGGGAGUCGAUCGCCAACUCCCACUGGUUCACCAAGUCAGCGCUCAUCCUCUUCCUCAACAAGAUGGACCUGUUCAAGGAGAAGCUUUCCAAGAGCCCGAUAACAGAACACGGUUUCAGCGACUACCACGGACCGCCGGAUGACUGGAAAGCGGCCAGCAAGUACUUCAUGGACAAAUUCCGGGCACUGAACAGAAAUCCGGAGAAGGAGAUCUACGGCCACUUCACUAAUGCGACCGACACAAACCUGCUCAAGCUCACGAUGGGUUCUGUACAGGACAUGAUCAUCCAAAGGAACCUGAAGCAGCUCAUUCUGUAAGAGGCGAUAUUCACACAUUCAGGAACUCUUUUCUUUCCUCAUCCUUGCGGGGCCCCAAAGGCUUUACGGUCAACGCAGCACCAUGCGCCAGGCGCAGGCGCAAGCAACCGUGUAAGGCAUCCAGGCCGGAGUGUUUGUUACUCACUCGGCCAAGGUUGCGAACAACAGCCGGGCCCCUUUUUGCACGUUUUCAUGAUCUUUAUGAUACCAUUCUUGCAAGUCUCAAUUCACACAAAGUGCUGCCCUACCUAACACUGGUGACUUGUUGAUAGGGUUUAAUUG